Dalotia coriaria is the source of this 1480-nucleotide messenger RNA. RefSeq names its product proton-coupled zinc antiporter SLC30A2-like. The transcript has 6 exons. NCBI's taxonomy places the organism in Eukaryota, Metazoa, Arthropoda, Insecta, Coleoptera, Staphylinidae. Gene Ontology annotation, biological process: zinc ion transmembrane transport; response to zinc ion. Gene Ontology annotation, cellular component: plasma membrane. Gene Ontology annotation, molecular function: zinc ion transmembrane transporter activity. The coding region runs from base 1 to 1224 and encodes 407 amino acids. The record is from RefSeq and is a predicted model, not a curated record.
AUGGAGGGCCGUCGAGCGUUGCGUGUGCCCACAUUUCUCGAUGACGACGACAACCUCCUACUCGAUGACGCUAACACCCAAGUGGAGAACCGAUGCUGGAAGUGUCGAGGUACUGGCCUACUGCAGGACAACCCCGUCGACUGGCUUCAUGCCAACCAUCAUCUCACCCUCACUUUAGACGAAUAUCAAUUGGAGGACGCACCUCUGCUGAAUGAUGAUAGAAUUGGGCAUCUGUCUGUGAAGAACUUUCAUUGCCAUGCAUACAAUCAGCAGGAUAAUAAUACGCAUGCAUUUCGGACGUUAUGCAUUGUAUCAGUCAUUUGUUUUCUAUUUAUGAUAUUGGAGAUUGUGGGCGGUCAUAUUGCUGGCAGUUUGGCUGUGAUGACGGAUGCGGCGCAUUUAUUUUCGGACAUUAUCGGGUUUUUAGUGUCGAUCAUAUCGAUAUGGAUUAGUAAAAGAGCGAGGACAAGAAAAAUGACGUUUGGUUUUUAUAGAGUUGAAGUUAUGGGUGCUUUUAUCAGUGUACUUAUUGUUUGGUUAUUGGCUGGAAUCUUCUGCGUCAUUGCAAUUGGAAGAAUAAUCCGAAGAGAUUUAGAUAUUGAAGUCAACACUAUGUUAAUUGUAGCAUCAUUUGGUGUUGUCAUCAAUAUAUUAAUGGGUGCAUUAUUACAUGGUUUGUGUAUCGGAGGUUCAGCACACAAUCAUUCACACGGCGGUGGUCUCUUUAGUCACAAUCACUCGCAUUCACAUGGAGAUAAUAUUAAUAUCCGCGCUGCAGCCGCACAUGUCAUCGGUGAUCUUUUGCAGAGUUUAGGCGUACUGCUCGCAGCCAUCGUAAUAAAAGUGUAUCCGCAGGCGGCGAUUGCUGAUCCUAUAUGCACUGUGCUGUUUUCUGUGAUAAUCGUCGUGGUGACAUUCAAAGUCGCAAGGGAUUCGAUACUAGUGCUCAUUGAAGGCACAAAUAUCGAUACUGCUAGUAUCGCUGAUGAAUUGCGAACUGUAACUGGUGUUGUACAAGUGCACAGUUUGCAUGUAUGGUGUCUAGCGCCAGGAAAAGAAGCGGUUGCGGUUCAUUUAGCAGUUGAUGAAACUAAUGACAGAGAUGUGAUUUUAAAUAAUGCUACAAACAUUGUUCGACGAAAAAUGAAUGCAAUCACCUGCGCCAUACAAAUUGAGCCCUAUGAUCAUGAACAAAUGUCCAUCUGCCUUGACUGUCAACAUUGACAAUACAUCUCAUUCGUUUCUAGUGCAGGUAAAGUCCUUAUAGCAUCACAUUAUCGCCCUGAAGUCUUUCUGGAAGAGUAACUAGUACAUAUUUAUGUUAACAUGACAGGGUAAAACAUAUUUAGGUAAAUUCAAAGAAGAUGUACAAAUUCAAAUGCAUUUAUAUGUACAUAUAUAUUUUUAGAAAUCAAAUUUAUGUUGUAUCAUGUUGUAUUUUGCGAAGUAGCAAUAAUAUAAUUUUACUGGAACGUUACAA